AUGCUCACUGCUCUACUAUCACUUCACGACCUCGCAACUACGCCUGGGAAGCACGCAGAAACCGACCAAUUGAUUUACAAAGACUCACACCGGCCCAUUCAGACGCUCGCCGACCCGUUUAAACGCUCGCCGACCCGUUCAGACGCCCCCGACCCAUUCAGACGCGCGCCGAUCCGCUCAGACGCUCGCCGAUCGGCUCAGACGCUCACCGACCCGCUCAGACGGUCGCCGACCCGCUCAGACGCUCGCCCACCCGUUAAGACGCCCCCAACCCAUUCAGAAACCCCGCCAAUCCUUUCAGACGCUCUGCAACGACUAAGCAGCCAAUUAAUCAACUUCCAGACUAUCAAACAGCGAGAUCAUUGGAGUGUGUCAUCAUGGGAAAAAAGAAAAGGUAUGGACUCACAUCUAUUCACAGGGACAUUGAUACUGAUCGAUAUUUCUCUUGAACAACUUGAGUGGAAGGACGGGUCCGUGAUUUGGCAUCGGGUCAAAUACGAACCUCACAACCUCUAUCCAAACAUCCCUUGGGUCAAUGACAAACCAACCCGUAUUCCAACUGCCGCCGAAAUCGCAUCCGCACACAAACAAGUCAGAUCAUACCGAUUUCUCACCUCCGGACUCAACGUGAUCAAGGAUCCUCUUGACAAAAAGUCUGUGAUAGCCAUUGUCGAAUUCACACCCGUCAAAGAGCUCACUAGUUCUCAAAUCGAAGAUCUCAACUACUCAUAUGAUGAGGACCAGAUUGUAGGCCGAUACAUCAAGGCAUUCAACGAAACUGAAAUGCGGGCCUUUGAUGAACAUUACGUCAAGUCUUCUAAAGUUGGUCAAAUAAUCGGAAAUCUCUUCAAGGAUCUUGCUCACACUCCAUUCCAAGACAAUCAAGACCUCAUGAAGAAGUAUAAUAUCCCCUCCUUUCCAGACCUUGCUUACGGUGAACUUCCACAAGAGUCUACCUGCACUCCUCAUAUUACGUUUACUACCAAUGGGUUUUUUAAUCCUCCGCACAAAGACACCGAGGAUAUCUCUCAAUUUGCUUUCGUCUUGUUUCUUCCAACUCGCACUUCUGAUUACACUUUAGUAGACUCUUCCAAGUAUGACAUCAAAUCGGGGCCUUUUAUUUUCCCUGAUCACCAUAAUCUGGAGCGAAUCUUGGAAGAGGAGGAUGAAGAUGCUGCAGAUGGAUUGGUAGAGGAAAGCGAUGCUGGUGACAAUACGGAUAGCGAUAUUUAUAACGAGGAUGAGGAUGACGUGGUAGAGGACGAUGAUGUGGUAGAGGACGAUGAAUAUUCUGAACCGUAG
This is a messenger RNA of Puccinia triticina, 1302 nucleotides long. RefSeq lists its product as uncharacterized. The record is from RefSeq and is a predicted model, not a curated record. The transcript is spliced from 8 exons. NCBI's taxonomy places the organism in Eukaryota, Fungi, Basidiomycota, Pucciniomycetes, Pucciniales, Pucciniaceae. The coding region runs from base 1 to 1302 and encodes 433 amino acids.